Molecule: messenger RNA, 3034 nt
Organism: Ruditapes philippinarum (Manila clam)
Lineage: Eukaryota; Metazoa; Mollusca; Bivalvia; Venerida; Veneridae
Exons: 6
Coding region: 35-679 (214 amino acids)
Biological process (GO): vesicle-mediated transport
Cellular component (GO): membrane
Source: RefSeq, a predicted model, not a curated record
GAAAAGUAAGCACAAUACGAAACGUGUUUACAAAAUGGCCGACAUUAGUCAAAGUUUGAAAGACUACAUGUCAAAAAGUCAAUCUAAAGAGCCUUUACUCGGAGAUGAAUCGUCAAGUGGUGGAUUUAGUUUUGGAAAGUUAAAUCCAUUCAAAAAAUCAGAAUCUAAAGCUAAUGAUGAUCCAAAUGAAGUAGCCAACUCUUGGUUUUCACAGGCACAAAAAGAUCCACUAUGUCCCGGAUUAACAAAGAAGCAACGUAUUCUUGGUUUUGUGGUUUGUCUGCUGAUGGGUACUUUCUGUUUCUGUCUAGCAUGCUUGUAUAUUCCCAUAUUAGUCCUGAAAGCAAGAAAGUUUGCCAUGUUAUACACUGUAGGAAGUUUGUUCAUUAUUUGUAGUUUUUCCAUGUUAUGGGGACCAAUGAAUCACAUAAAACAUUUACUAGCAGCAGAAAGACUACCUUUUACAUCUGUGUAUUUUGGAACAAUGUUUGCUACAAUAUAUUUUUCAAUAUGGGUUAAAAGUACAGUAUUUACAGUCAUCUUUGCAGUUAUUCAAAUAUUAGCUUUAGUUUGGUAUAUCAUGAGUUAUAUCCCUGGAGGACAAACUGGAAUGAAAUUUUUCUCAAGAAUAUUUUAUGCAGCUGCAUCAAAAACAACACAAAACAUCCUGCCAGUAUAGCAGGAGCCGGUGAUCAUGUGACUUUCAUUCAGGUGUUGAUCAUGUGACCUACAAAUGAGGGGAUCAUGUGUAAUUGUACAAUAUCCAAGGGAAACUACUGUGAUUUUAUUGUUGGAAAAGUUCGAUAACUGUGCACUGUGCAAGAAAAUGAUAUUGGAAUGGCCAGAUAUGUGAUAUGUUAUGAACAAAUAUGAAAAAGUGGUUAAAUCCAUGUAAAGAUUUCUCUUUUGAAGAGUGGGUUUUGUUAGAUGGUGUCACUGACAGCUACAAGCUGAUAAAUAUGGGAAAACACUACGUUUUGAAUACUUACAGCAUUUAUAUCAGAUUGUGUACAGUAGAUAUUAUAUAAAGAAUACUAAUUUAAAAGAAUUUGUAAAAUUAAUUAGCUUUAUUCACAGAUGGUAUCCAUAAUAGGCUCUUGACUUAAAAUGUGACUUUGUAUUAAUAAUAUUCUUUGGAAAAAAAUAAGCUAUUGAAUUUUGUUUUUUUUAACUUUUAUUUUUUUUGCUUAUAAGUAAGUUUAGCUAAAAUAUCCAUAUUCUAUCUAUAUUACAAGAUAAAAUUCAGUCAUUUGACAUAUGCAUAAUGUUCUUUUUUUUUUACAAAAAUAAGAAGUAUUUUUACUACAGUUUAAAGGUCAAAGUUUCACCAUGACUGAAUGUAAUACUGACCUUGACCCAGUUUUAUGAAGCUAAGCUUCAGCCAUUGAUGUCUAGAUGAAAAACAAAUAUUUAAAAUGGACCGUCGGCCCGACAUUUCUUUCUGAGAGUUAAUGACAAUCUUAGAUUAUCAAUCAUUUUUCUUCAGCUGUCACUUAAGCAAUGUUAACCAGCACAUCGCAUAUCAUAUCAUGUUAUAGGUCUAUCACAUUAACUUAUUAUUGUUAUAUGUUUUGUCCCUAUAUUGAUUUUUUUUUUUUGUUGAUUUUAUUUUCAUCAAAAUAAGUACUAAAGCUAUUUGACCAGUAGUUUCUGUACAAAUAUUUUACUACAAAUUGCAUGUUGGUUGGUAUACCUGUAAAUGAAAUACAAAAAUGUAAGAUGUUCAGUAGAACAAAUGUACUGUUUAUCAUAACUGUUUGGCCAUGGUUCAAUAUGUAGUAUUACAAGUAACUCAUAUUGUACAGGAAGACUUAGCAUUUUCCUAAUUAUCUGGUCAAGGGAAGUAAUUCUCAAUGAACAACAAUGAACAUUGGCAUCUUACAGUGGCAAUCGGGUGCAAGAAAAAUAUGUGUAAACUUGGGUCAGACUUACUUUGAAGGGUGACUAUCCUACUUUAAGUGUGCAUUCAUUUAUAGUUUGUAUGAUAUUUUUCUUUCAUGAAAUUAAUAUUCAGAUCAAAUUAUGAGUUUUGAAUUUUUCAUCAAAAUAACUUACGUAAUCUUUAUCCUGGUUAAUUUGUUUAAUGUCAAGCUUUCAAGUAAAGUUGUUUUUUGUUAGUUUGAGUGAAAUCUAUACAACAAUUAAUAAACAAACAUAAAAUCUGAUUAAAAUUACUUAAAAGUGAAAAUUUGGCUGGCUUUUUGUUCGUGGUCUAUCCAGAUCAUCAUCGCCACAAAUAUCUACAGAGUUGUGCUACAUCCUGCAAAUGGUAUGAUAUUCUUUAGUUUUUUCCUACUUCACUUUUGCAAAGAGAAUAUAGCUUAUUUGUUUGGGUAUUUACACUGAUCUUAACACAUGUUUGGUUACCAUUUGACAGUACUGAAUAACUAAUUAGUUAUUACCAGUUCCUCCAAAAGUGACGGAUUACUAAUCCCACACUAUAGACAUAUCAGUGUUGAGAGAAAAAUAACCAUAAGACUCAAAUGUCCGGGGUCAAUUGUCGCAGAGAAAUAUCGCCUCAGUCCAGGAUAGAACCAGGAAUCCCUGCAUUACAAAUUCUGAUGUUCUUGCUUUUGAGCUUAGCGGAAAAUGUUAAGACUGUAUUUAAAUAUGACUCUUUUGAAAAUACAUAUAAAUUUAUUCAAGAAUGUUUAUAAUAUUAUAAGAAAUUUGGUUGUAUAAUAAACAGACUGUUUAGUGGUUAAAUGUCAGAAUAUUAGUGACUAGUCACCAAGAAUUACAUUUUUCAAGUAUACAUGCAUGAAAAAUGUUUCGUAUAGGAAUGUUAUACUAAUGUACUUUGUGAGGAAAAAAAAGAUGAACGUACAUAUCGUUUUAGAUAUAUUAAAUGAUAUUAUCUUUUCUAUAUUUUUGUUGUAAUAAAAUAAUUGACAUCAAAAUGUAUGACAAGUGUUAGUUUAGUAUGUGUCAACACAUUUCAUUAUAUUUUACAUAACAUAUUUCAUUGUAUGUAUUUGAACAUGUUGUACUGAAAUAAAGUAAUUUUGAAAAUAAAAACUUAUUAAAUUAUUAA